Malaclemys terrapin pileata is the source of this 1448-nucleotide messenger RNA. It is a transcript of the gene ERP27, whose product is annotated as endoplasmic reticulum protein 27. Gene Ontology annotation, cellular component: endoplasmic reticulum. Bases 39 to 875 code for a protein of 278 amino acids. Gene Ontology annotation, biological process: response to endoplasmic reticulum stress; protein folding. Lineage: Eukaryota; Metazoa; Chordata; Testudines; Emydidae. The transcript has 7 exons. The record is from RefSeq and is a predicted model, not a curated record.
ACGUGUCACCUUUCCAGGCAGAGUCCAACGCAGAGCCCAUGGCAAGGAGAGGAGACGUCAGGUCAAUGGCUAUCUCUGCCCUGUGGUGUCUCUUUUUUUCCCUCCUCACUUGGGGCUGCCCAUCAGGAUGUGCUGAGGAGAGCCCUGCGCCCCAUGACGUCACUGGAGACGCAAAGAAACCUGUGCUUUUGAGAGAUAUUGCAGCCACAACAGCCUUCAUCAGUGCUGCUGAGGUGGCCGUCAUUGGAUUCUUCCAGGAAUUAGAGAGGCCAGAAGUUUCGAACUUCCACAUUGUUGUAGGAAAAAUCCAGGAGGUGCCGUUUGGACUCAGUACCAACCCUGAGGUCCUGUCUCAUUAUAACAUCACGAGCAAUACCAUCUCCAUCUUUCGCAUGGUGGACAACAAACGUCAAGAUUUGGAACUCACCGAUGGCAAAAAAAUUGAUGCCACCAAGAUGAGCCGUUUCAUUCAGAUCAAUGAGCUGCGAAUGGUGACAGAGUACAACCCUGUGACAGCAAUAGGUCUGUUCAACAGUACAGUCCAGACCCACCUCCUCCUCUUCACAGACAAGACCUCCAAGGAGCAUACGGAGCGAGUGCACAGGUACCGGGAAGCAGCGGAACUCUUCCGAGGAAAGAUUCUUUUUGUCCUGGUGGACAGCAAUGUGAAGGGCAAUGAACGUGUGAUGUCAUUCUUCAACCUGAAGAAGUCCCAGUUGCCAUCUCUAGCUAUAUUCCACACGCCAGAUGAGGAGAAGGAUGUGCUGCCCCUGGGUGAGGUCACAGUGGAGCGUGUGCAAGACUUCUGCAAUGGCUUCUUAGAGAGAAAGCAAAGGAAAGAAGAUCCCAGCCCAGAGGAGAAGACAGAGCUUUGACUCCCAUCUCAAUCACCAGAUAAAACACUGUGGCUCUGCCCAGUGCCACCUGCACUCUGUAUAAGAAGAGUUCACUGUGUCCAACAUCUCUGGAGACCCUGAGACAAUAGAAAUAUGAGGCCAAGUCAACCAUGAUCAACCCUUCUCCAUUCCACAUACAUAUACAUAUAUGUUCUUUCUCCUCUCUAGGUAUCUCUCUCUCUCCUUCUCACUUGCCAGUUCCAUCCCCCUCUCAUCUUAAUGCUCCAGGAGCCAUGGCCCUGUACUGCACUGGUCCUUCGGAGCUCCCACUGCCUGUUGCCAUAUAUGAGAGCAAGAGGCAAUAUGAUGAAACUGCAGUGUCAAAAACGUGCCUUGCAGAAAGUUUAUGCAGAGAUUGGCAGGUCUGUUUCCCUGAUGACUCUGUCUCUGCCCCCUUAAUACGUGGUUCCCUCCCACCCCCCAUCUGGCACCGGUACUGUGUUGGGAUUCCCUUACACAUCUCUCUGGGUCUAGGAGCUUAUUUGUUGCCUGAGGUCACAUGACCUAUAACAUUACGUUUUAAUAAAUAAAGCAGAAAGUGAAUUCCCUGAA